This is a messenger RNA of Trichogramma pretiosum, 1266 nucleotides long. RefSeq names its product zinc finger protein 429-like. The coding region runs from base 56 to 871 and encodes 271 amino acids. NCBI's taxonomy places the organism in Eukaryota, Metazoa, Arthropoda, Insecta, Hymenoptera, Trichogrammatidae. The transcript has 3 exons. The record is from RefSeq and is a predicted model, not a curated record. Gene Ontology annotation, cellular component: nucleus.
AAUAGCGGCACAUGACCUCGAAUUUUUAUAGUGAAUACUUUUAAUCAAAGAACCGAUGGAUAACAAAAGUGAUGUUGUUAGGAUCAAAGAAGAACCGAGUGAUACUUCGCCAGAUGCAGGCGACCGUUAUAAUUUCCAUUCGGUGGACUCUUGUAAAGUCGAAAAAGUUGAAACAUUCUCGUCUCAUGAAUUAUCGGCCGAUAACACAAACGAGGCUGUGCCUAACGAGAGGUUAGAUACAAAUUUAUCUAUAGUGUUUGAGUGUAAAGAUGUUAAACCUAAGCUGAAAGCUCAAUCGACCAUCGACUGCAAAUCUGAGCAUCAAAAUUUUCAACCUACUGUGAAGGGAGAAGAUAUCGAUUUGACCAAUUGUGUGACUGAAAGAAGACUAAUAAUUUUGAUAAAAAAAGGAUAUAAUUAUGAUAAUAAUUGUCAAUUCAGUGUUAACUCCAGUUUAAAACUUUUCAAUCACGAAGGGAGAGGUUCACAGAGCAAACUCUUAGAAUGCCAGAGUAAACUCAAAAUGCCCAUAAAUUCUGAUCAUGAUCGCGAAAAACCUUGUGAAUGUGACGUUUGUCACAAAUUAUUUGGACGAAAAGGUACUCUCAAACGUCACACAAAGACAGUACAUGAUCGUAAAAAACCCUUUGAAUGUGAGAUUUGUCACAAAUCAUUUGGAUACAAAAGUCACCUUAAAACCCACAUAAGUUCAGUACAUAACCGGAGCAAAACCUUUGAAUGUGAGAUUUGCCACAAAACAUUUGGACUGAAACAUCACCUCGGACAAAAGGGUCAUCUUAAAACUCACAUAAGUGUAGUACAUAAUCGUAGAGCUCCCUUCAAAUGUGACAUUUGUCACAAAUCAUUUUGACACAAAGGUGAUCUCAAUAAACAUAUAAAAGCAGUACAUUAUCGCAACCAACCCUUUGAAUGUGACAUUUGCCACAAAAAAUUUGGACUGAAACAUCAUCUCAAUAGACAUGUAAAUGCAGUUCAUCAUCGUAGCAAAUCCUUCGAAUGUGAGAUUUGUCACAAAUCAUUUGGAUACAACAAUGUACUCAAAAACCACAUAUAUUCAAUACAUGGUCGGAACACACCCUUCGAAUGUGAGAUUGGUCACCAAUCAUUUUCAUCCAAGGCUUACGUCACUAUUCACAUUGAUGCAAUUCAUAAUCAAAGCAAAUCCUAUAAGUGUUAAGUUGUCCUGAACUAUUUUCAAACUUAAGCAACCUCGAUAAAAACAUAAAUUCAGUUCAUCAUCGCAGC